This is a messenger RNA of Euleptes europaea (tarantolino), 940 nucleotides long. It is a transcript of the gene RHOQ, whose product is annotated as ras homolog family member Q. Gene Ontology annotation, biological process: small GTPase-mediated signal transduction; cortical actin cytoskeleton organization. The transcript is spliced from 5 exons. NCBI's taxonomy places the organism in Eukaryota, Metazoa, Chordata, Lepidosauria, Squamata, Sphaerodactylidae. The record is from RefSeq and is a predicted model, not a curated record. Bases 23 to 643 code for a protein of 206 amino acids. Gene Ontology annotation, molecular function: GTPase activity; GTP binding.
UGCCGCUUUGCUGGGCGGCGUCAUGGCCAACGGGACGGGGGCGACGGUCAUGCUGAAAUGCGUGGUGGUCGGGGACGGCGCGGUGGGCAAAACUUGCCUGCUCAUGAGCUACGCCAACGACGCCUUCCCGGAGGAGUAUGUGCCCACCGUCUUUGACCAUUACGCAGUCAGCGUGACUGUGGGUGGCAAGCAGUAUCUCCUUGGGCUGUAUGACACUGCGGGACAGGAAGACUAUGAUCGCCUGAGACCAUUAUCUUACCCCAUGACUGACGUCUUCCUCAUCUGCUUCUCUGUGGUAAAUCCAGCUUCCUUUCAGAACGUGAAGGAGGAAUGGGUGCCAGAGCUGAAAGAAUAUGCCCCAAAUGUACCCUUCUUGUUAGUUGGAACCCAGAUUGAUCUUCGGGAUGAUCCCAAAACGUUAGCGCGGCUGAAUGAUAUGAAAGAGAAACCAAUAUCUAUGGAGCAAGGACAGAAGCUAGCAAAAGAGAUAGGAGCUUGCUGCUACGUGGAGUGCUCAGCUUUAACACAGAAAGGACUGAAGACCGUUUUUGAUGAAGCUAUUAUAGCCAUUUUAACUCCAAAGAAACACACGGUGAAAAAAAGAAUAGGAUCGAGAUGCAUUAAUUGCUGCCUGAUCACGUGAGAUCCCCGUCGGGACAAUGGCCACACCUACUGUGAAACUUCCCUGCAUAUACACACUUCUUAAAACCCUCCUGUUAACUGUUCAUAAAUUAAUUUGGAAGCUGAUUUCAGGAAUUGGCAUUUGGUGAAAUCUAGAAGGUGGGGCGAAGGGAGGAGACAAAAAUCCCAUAUCUGUGAAGGAGCAAGCAACCAUCUGUUCCAAAUAAUUUAUUAGGACUGGAAGGAAAAUACAAUCUCUCAGGGGUAACACAAUUUAGGACACGUGACAGAUGCAUCAUCGUGUUGCCGCAGCAUGCAG